AUGGGUAUAUUUCAGCAAGUGAAGAUCGCAGAAAAAAGGGAUGUGUGGAAAUGGGCGAAUGAUUUCAAUGAAGGGUACUCCGUAAAAGCAGUCAGAAUGGAACUUGCGGGUAUGCAAAAUGUAGCAAGGACGGAACAACAUUUUGUCUGGAACUCGUGGGCGCCUUUGAAAGCAAACUAUCUGGCGUGGCAAGCAAUAGAAGGAAAAAUAGCUAGCAAAAUCGCGUUGACGAAUAGGGGAUGCACCUUCGACAACUUGGUGUGUGAUCGAUGCGGCCUGAACAAUGAAGAUACGAAUCAUAUACUCGUGGGGUGCCUAUGGGCAAGAACAACGUGGUGGCAUGUAUGUCGGUGGAUCGGUAUCCAAUUCCCUGUAGUGGCUGAGUCUGUGAAGGAAAUCUUGGUGUAUAUGCAAUCCCAAAUCGGCUCGAGGAGAUGGAAGAAAAUAAUAAAUGUAGCGGCCCUUGCAACAAUUUGGAGACUAUGGGAGGCAAGGAAUGUCACACCCUAA
Molecule: messenger RNA, 510 nt
Organism: Helianthus annuus (common sunflower)
Lineage: Eukaryota; Viridiplantae; Streptophyta; Magnoliopsida; Asterales; Asteraceae
Exons: 1
Coding region: 1-510 (169 amino acids)
Source: RefSeq, a predicted model, not a curated record